This is a messenger RNA of Quercus lobata, 2082 nucleotides long. RefSeq names its product protein NRT1/ PTR FAMILY 5.5-like. NCBI's taxonomy places the organism in Eukaryota, Viridiplantae, Streptophyta, Magnoliopsida, Fagales, Fagaceae. Gene Ontology annotation, molecular function: transmembrane transporter activity. Bases 421 to 1569 code for a protein of 382 amino acids. The record is from RefSeq and is a predicted model, not a curated record. The transcript has 5 exons. Gene Ontology annotation, cellular component: membrane. Gene Ontology annotation, biological process: transmembrane transport.
AAAAGAAAAUAAGUCCCUUGCGUUCCAUCCCUUAUUUUCCUUACCUUACAAGUAAUAUGGAACUAUCUGCAAAAUCUGGCACAUUUUAUUUGUUUUUCUUUCCGCAAGAUUUUAACAAAUUAUCAGUACAGAAAGUAAUUCUUUGAAGCACCAUUUAUGUUCAUAGAUCCUUAAUCCUUAUAAUAUUUGGACUAGGAUCUUUUAGAGUUUUUUAGGUAACUCUACUCUGAAAUUAUUAAAAUCAUAUCCAUUCACCAUGAAACUAGUAGCUUAGAUUUUGCCACAUUCUAAUCCAGAAUCCAAUUAAAGAGGCAGUUCUUCAACUCUUGAAAUAUCAAGUAUGCCUAUGGAAAUUUGUAAGAUUUCAAAGAAUUCAAUUGGUGAUUACUGAUUUAAAGGCAGUUCUUUUACUUGACAGCCAUGUCAUCAAAGGUUCUGGUAUGGGCUGACAUACUAACAGCUUAUGCCUUGUUUGUGAUGAUGACAUACUUGACAAAUGUCUGGAGUCUUACCAUUACCCAUGCUGCUGCAAUUGUGAAUGUGUUUACUGGUGUUGCGGCCAUAAUGCCUAUAGGCAUGACCUUCCUUGUUGAUGCUUUCAUGGGUGACUAUUGGAUGCUAUUGCUCUCCAGUCUUGCUUUUAGCUUUGGGAUGGGUUCCUUGACAAUGUCAACACCACCUGUCCUUUCUGAUGUUGCUGCAGGCAACUGUGGUGCAUGCAAGCCACUGAAGCCAGAUUGCAUUGGCAAUACCCAAAAGGCUCUCUUCUAUACAGCGUUAGCACUUGUAGCUAUUGGCAUAUCUGGUCAUAUCACAUCCUUAGAGUCUUUCCUGAAACAACAACAAGAAGAUAAUUCAGAGCAGCUUAGGCCAUGGCAAGCGGCAGGCGGCAGGCGGCUUGGGUGUGAUUCUUCUUCCAAUUGUUGCAUAAAUUCUGCACCACAGGGGAGUCCUUUUACAACUAUAUGUAGGGUCUUUGUAGCCUCUGCUUCCAAGAUGUUUCGUCAUCUCCCACCAAAUGAUAAUCAGGUGCCUCACACCCGGAGUCUUAGGUGUUUCGACAAGGCUGCCAUUGUAGUCGAAACCCAAAAUCAGGAACAGAAUGAAAAAAAUAGAUGGACACUUUGCAGCUUAGCAGAGGUGGAGGAUACAAAAAGUGUAGUACGCAUGAUACCCAUGUGGAUGACCUUCAUCAUGUGUGGGGUUGUGAUCUCCAUAGGAAACACUUAUUUCAUAGAGCAAGCAAAGGAUAUGAAUCAAAAGGUCGGAAAAUGGAAGAUCCCUCUUCCCAUAUUUAAACUAUUCUAUGACCUUGUAAAAGACUAUUUCCCUAAUCUGUAUGUCAAAGUAACUAAACUAGUUAUUAGAGAAAAAUAUAUACCCCCCUGUGGAAUCACAGCAGCAAUGCUGUUUUCUAUACUGUGUUGUAUCACAGCUGCAGAGGUGGAAACCAGGAGGCUAGACGUGGUUAAAAGGCACGGGUUUGACAAUUCUAAUGACAAUAAUGAGAAAAUCCCAAUGAGCAUGUUCUGGCUUCUUCCACAGUUUCUCCUUCUUGGUGCCGUUUAAGGAAUCUCUAAGGACUGCAUUGAUCGAUUCUUCACUAAUCAAGCUCCUACCUCAAUGAAGCGCUACUUGCAACUUUUCAGCUACGGUGUGAUGGGAGCAGGAACGGUGGGUAGUGUUCUUUCAGUUUAUGUUGUGGGAAAGGUCAGUGGAAGUGUAGGGAAACGAAGUUGGUUUCAGGACACAUUGGAUAAAAGUCGAUUGGAUAACUACUACUGGACACUGACAGUGUUGAGUUCUGCAAAUCUUAUUUUGUACAUCUUGGUGGCAAUGUUUUACACCUAUAAAGACCCACCAAGUGAAGAACCUACACAACCUUAGGAAGUUCAUGUGCAUUGUUGUUGUUGUUGUUGUUGUUGUUGCUGUGGUUAGUAUUCUUAGAACAAUUUCAUUUUACAUUCAUUUCCUUGUAUUCUCCAAUUCAAUGUGGCAGUAUUCUUUGUAUUCAUUGACGUUUGUGAAGUGCAAUGAUUCAACAAGCUUAAGUUAUUGAAACUGUAGAGAUUUUCUUUCUCA